GUGUUGCCAUCACAAUUUAUUUACUUAGAUGAUAUUAGUGAAUAAUCAGUUGGCGGCAGAGCCAUAAAAGCAAAUAAUUAUUACCGUUUACCACCAUAAAAGAUUCGAACUAUGACACUACCCUAAACCCUGGCCCAAUCUAAGUGAUGAAGACCAACUAACUUCCCACUUUUACAUCACAUUAGCUAGGUAGACCCUAGCUAUAGUUAACAACACCCAUCCUUCCUCUAUAUCUAUUAGCUGUAAAUCCAUCUCCAACAUACCCACCACACCACUCUCUUUUUCCUUUAAUUCAUUCAUCUCGUUACCUUCAACUUUGUACAAUACCAUAAUGCCAUCUAUUCAUUCUAGUCCAUGCUACCCAAUGGAAAAUCCAGCAUUAGCAUCACUCCUCCGCCACACAACAACAACGACAACAACAACGGAUCAAAAGCGCAACAAAUUCUCACUCUUAAAAAUGUUCAAACUUUUUCCAAUGUUAACAUCGGGUUGCAAAAUGGUGGCUUUAUUGGGAAGACCAAGAAAACCUAUGCUUAAAGACAGUGCGACAACGGGAACAAUAUUCGGUUACAGAAAAGGGAGGGUGAGUUUAGCAAUUCAAGAAGACACGCGUCAAAUGCCAAUUUUUCUAAUUGAGUUACCAAUGCUAACAAGCGCUUUGAACAAGGAAAUGGGUUCUGAUAUAGUGAGAAUAGCUUUGGAGAGUGAGACGAAAAGUAAUAAGAAGAAGUUGUUGGAAGAGUUUGUUUGGGCAGUUUAUUGUAAUGGAAGAAAAGUUGGAUACUCAAUUAGAAGGAAACAAAUGGGUGAUGAUGAACUUUAUGUUAUGCAACAUUUGAGAGGUGUGUCCAUGGGAGCUGGGGUGUUACCUACCACAUCUGAUCAUAAUAAAGAUACUUCUGAUGGUGAAAUGACUUAUAUGAGAGGUAGAUUUGAAAGAGUUGUUGGUUCUAAAGAUUCUGAAGCUUUUUAUAUGAUUAAUCCGGAUAAUAUUGCUGCUCAAGCUCCAGAGUUUAGUAUCUUUUUUGUUAGAUCUCAAUAAAAACUAUAUAAUAUUAUUAUUCAUCUCUAUCUACCCCUUAUAUAUAUAUUUUCAUUUCCAAUUCAUUUCCUAUACCUUGUUAUCAUUUAUGAUUGCUAAUUUAUUCCUCAUUCCAAAUUCAGAUUAAGCUAUACGAUAAAACUUAAACUCUAUGGACAAUUAGAGACAAGAUUACUUAACGUGUGGAUCCAAUAAUUUACCUUUACACUGUCGAUCAAUA
Molecule: messenger RNA, 1262 nt
Organism: Cicer arietinum (chickpea)
Lineage: Eukaryota; Viridiplantae; Streptophyta; Magnoliopsida; Fabales; Fabaceae
Product: protein MIZU-KUSSEI 1
Biological process (GO): hydrotropism
Source: RefSeq, a predicted model, not a curated record